AUGGCACUCUCUAGGAUACCCAUGCCUUUGCUGCCUGCACCACCGUCUUGGUUUCCUGGGCAUAUGAUGAAGUUCACAAAGCAGCUGCCGACAUUCCUGGCUCGGACAGAUGUUGUCCUCGAAAUCAGGGACUCCCGCUUGCCUCUUACAAGCAUCAACAGAACCCUCGAAGGUGCUUUGCGGAAGUGGAGGCUCGAACGCGGAUGGGAUCCAAACAAUCCCGGGAAGCGAUUGUUCGCAGGCCAAGCUUGCGAACACUUGGUCAUUCUCAACAAACGAGACUUGGUUCCCCAGUGGGGCGUGGAGCCCUUCAAGCGCGCGAUGGCCAAGAAGUUCCCCCAUCAGCAGAUCCUUUUUACCUCAUGGCAUAGACCGAGGGGCAUCCGAACCUUGAAUGAAAUCCUCGUAAUUCUACCCGCCACAGAUAUAGCAAAGCAGCAUCCUCAUGCACUGGAGCUAAACGUUCUCGUCAUUGGAAUGCCGAAUGUGGGGAAGUCAACUUUGCUCAACACCCUUCGUCACAUGGGUAUUAAAGGAGCCACUUCGAAAGCCUUUCAGACGUCCGCGAACCCGGGAAUGACGCAAGCGCUCUCUACCCGCCUGAAGCUCUCCCUGGAUCCUCCAAUUUAUGCGUACGACUCUCCAGGGGUAAUGCUUCCUUAUCUUGGACGCGGUGAGGAAGGAGCCGAGCGAGGUGUUAAACUUGCCCUCAUAGCGGGCAUCAAAGAAGGACUCUACGAUAUGGAAGCUUUGGCUGCUUACCUCCUGUAUCGUUUGAAUGUACUGAAUCCUAUAUCGCCAGCGUACCUACACCUCCUACCCCCUGGAAGCCAACCGACCGCAGAUCUCUACGAAUUCCUCACCCAGCUCGGCCAGAGAAUGGGUAUGAUCAAAAAGCGUGCCGAGGUUGAUCUAGCUCGCGCAGCCGUUUACUUUGUUAGGUGGUGGCGCGAGGAAGGCGGGCUCCUUGCUGCGAAGCCGGCCUCGCAGUACUCGCCUUCCUUGGACGAGCCUUUGGUUGAAGGGUGGGGUUUCGACUUCCAGUGGGAGUGCAGGGCGGACGAGCUUGAGCGCCGUCGCCAGGAACCCGAUGCCUUCUUCGAGGCUAAAAUGGAGCAGUGCAUCGAUGACUACCUCGAUAUGACGAGUCGGGAGGAGCGGGAGGAGAAGAACGUCAGUCCAACUCAGGUCAAGAAACGACACAUGAUGGAGGAGAAGAUGAAACGGCGUCUCAAACAUAAACGGUAG
Molecule: messenger RNA, 1248 nt
Organism: Coprinopsis cinerea okayama7#130
Lineage: Eukaryota; Fungi; Basidiomycota; Agaricomycetes; Agaricales; Psathyrellaceae
Exons: 7
Coding region: 1-1248 (415 amino acids)
Cellular component (GO): mitochondrion
Molecular function (GO): GTP binding; GTPase activity
Source: RefSeq, a predicted model, not a curated record